CAUUGCAAGGGGUUCAUGGAAGAGCACGGCACGCUCAUCGGUCUCCGCUACUGAGCGCCUCCCCUUGAGGGAGGCUGUUGAAUGGCUUGCCAACCCCUUCAUCGAUUGACCUCAGAACCAAACACUCGGCUCGCAUCGCCAUCGUAACCGCAGCGGGGGAAAGCAGAAAACGGCGCGGAAGAUGACAUCCACCGCAGAUCCGCCCACGACGCUCUGCUUCGCCUUCGGCGGCAACCUCUGGCGGACCCAGAUGGCGCUGGGCUGCCCGGGCUCGCCCUUCAUCGGCGUUGGCCGCCUGCGCGGCUACGACGCUCGCGGGUGUGCCACCAGCGCCCCUUCAGCUCCUAUCACCGACCCGGCGAGAGCCAGCGUGGACGACGAGGUCUGGGGCUUCGUCUACGCCCUCAGCGCGGCCGAUGAGGCGCAGAUCGACCGCGGCUUCGGCGUGCCGCACGCCUCCGAGAAGCGCAUCGUGCCGGUCGAGUUCUGGCCCGCCUCGCAAACAGACGACAGCCUUCCCACCGUCCCCAGCACCACUCACAGAAUCAUGAACCGCACCACCAAUGUCACUUCAAACAACACCACCACCCCCGCCACCAGCAGCAGCAGCAACAACCACAACAACCACACAGCUCCAGCAACAACAGCAGACCCCGCCACCACCACCACAACCGUGCCAAUGCUAAUCUACAUCAACCACCAGCGCGCCCCACCCCCCAGCUCCUGCCCCCGACCAGAGCACGCGGAGCGCAUGAUCGCGCUCAUCAGCGACGCGCUGCGCGCCGGCGUGCCGCGGGCGCACAUGGAGGCCUUGCUGCAAUCGUGCGUCCCGCUCGCGUGCGCGGCCGAGGACUUUGCUACCUGGUGGGGCGACAGGCCGGCGGCUCGGACGGGCGGCGAUGGGGGGGAGUACCAAGAGAGCGGGAAGGAAGAAGAAGUGCGUUUGGCUGCUGAUUCUGGAGCGGAGGGGAGGGUGGGGCCGGCGUCGGGUUCGGGGUUUGGGUCUGCCCCCGAGAAGGGAGGGUGUGUCGUUGGGAAGGGGGCGACGGCGAAGGAGGAGGAGAACGAGGAGGAGGAGGAGCUGCCGGAGCGGGCGAGCGAGGUUUGUUAUAUGAAGUAUUUCAUGCCGUAGAUGGGUUUGCCUACUUGUCUGUAGGUAGCGUGGAUUUUGAAUUGCUGGUGCGGCGAGGCUGGUUGGUUGAGGCGCGUUAAGGAGCGAAGGGAUCUCGCUGGAUGGU
Thermothielavioides terrestris NRRL 8126 is the source of this 1238-nucleotide messenger RNA. RefSeq lists its product as uncharacterized. The transcript has a single exon. The coding region runs from base 182 to 1132 and encodes 316 amino acids. Lineage: Eukaryota; Fungi; Ascomycota; Sordariomycetes; Sordariales; Chaetomiaceae. The record is from RefSeq and is a predicted model, not a curated record.